CUCUCACAUUUCAAAGCCCUGCCAGAACCCCGGCGCACCUCGCUGCGUCCGCAUCAAUGGCCGGUUCCUGGGCCGGCGCGAGUCAUCUUCGUCUCCCUCCUCCAUCUCCGAGCUCUCGCCCCGACCAUCAUCUCAUUAUCCCCAAGUCCUACUCCAGCACCUCCCGCGGUCCGCCCCGGCGCGCGCUCCUCCGCCCCCCGCCCCCGCACCGCCGCCCUCCGCCGCCGCUCCGGUUCCGACCCGAGAGGCUCCGCAUUUCGCCGAAAGCCGCUGAAUUCAACUCGCCCUUUAUCCCCCCGGAUGGCGACAGGCAUGAACCCCGCGUCUUGCUCUCGCCCGCCUCGAAGUCCCUCAAGUUCUUGUCUGAAAAGCUGGUGAUUUGUCUUCUGGGGUCGCUCGUUUUCGUGGGGUUUGUCCGUUCGAAGCCGAGCUUCGCGAUACCUGCUCAGGCGAGCGAGUCGGGUCCCCAGACGGGUGAGGCCCAGAAGGAGGAAAGUGUAGAGGGGGAGGAGGAGGAGCGGGAGGAGGAGAUGAGCGAGAGGCUCCUGGAGACGGACCCGACGAAUGUGGAGGCGUUGAAGGUGGUCUUGUAUGGGAAGAUGAGGAGAGGGAAGACCAAGGAAGCUGUGAAGUAUGUGCAGAGGUUGGUGGAUGUGGAGCCGGACGAGGUUGAGUGGAGGCUUCUGCUUGCUCUGUUUCACGAGACACUGGGUCAGCUCAGCACUGCGAAGAGGCUGUUCAGGGAAAUCUUGGAAGAGACGCCUCUUCUGCUCAGGGCCUUGCACGGCCUGGCCAUGGCGAUGCAUAAGAACCAAGAAGGGCCGGCUGUCUUUGAGAUGCUAAAUGAGGCUCUUGAAUUAGCCCGUCGGGAAAAAAGAGUCACUGAAGAGCGAAAUAUCAGGAUUUUGAUUGCUCAAAUGCAUGUCGUAGAGGGGGACCUGAAUGCGGGGUUGAAAGAUUUUCAAGAUCUAGUUAAUGAAAAUCCUCGAGAUUUUCGGCCUUAUCUUUGUCAGGGGAUAAUAUAUAGUCUGUUGGACAAGAAGAAGGAAGCCCAAGAACAAUUCGAGACGUAUCGAAGCCUUGUACCCGAGGAAUUUCCGCAAAGAGGAUUUCUCGAUGAUGUCGUUUUGGCAGCAAAAUCAACAACGUGGGAACAACUUCAGAAGGAGUUCAAAGCUGACGUUAGGAACUGAAAGAUCAGCCGGUAGAAUUUGACAUUAUCAGCACAUAUAUUCGGUUACAAACAUCAAACAGAGAGUUGAAAUUAGCUUCCUUAGGGCAAUAUAUAGAACUAGUCCACAUCCAACUAAAAUGGCCAGAGAUUACAUAAGGUUAAGGGAGUGGAAGCUAGGUUUUUCUUUUUCACUGAAAAAGAAACAAAAAAUGCAAAGGUGGAUUGGAACAAUGCUGGUCAUUGUAGUCUACUGUCAAAAUUCCAUGCAUUGCCGCAACGGCUUUUAUGGAUGGAAUACUACAGAUUCUUCAUUUUUUAA
This is a messenger RNA of Syzygium oleosum, 1493 nucleotides long. Its product is annotated as protein SLOW GREEN 1, chloroplastic. The transcript has 4 exons. The coding region runs from base 57 to 1193 and encodes 378 amino acids. NCBI's taxonomy places the organism in Eukaryota, Viridiplantae, Streptophyta, Magnoliopsida, Myrtales, Myrtaceae. The record is from RefSeq and is a predicted model, not a curated record. Gene Ontology annotation, molecular function: protein binding.